Gossypium raimondii (Peruvian cotton) is the source of this 2614-nucleotide messenger RNA. Its product is annotated as pentatricopeptide repeat-containing protein At3g12770. The transcript has a single exon. Gene Ontology annotation, biological process: RNA modification. Gene Ontology annotation, molecular function: protein binding; RNA binding; zinc ion binding. The record is from RefSeq and is a predicted model, not a curated record. Bases 159 to 2357 code for a protein of 732 amino acids. NCBI's taxonomy places the organism in Eukaryota, Viridiplantae, Streptophyta, Magnoliopsida, Malvales, Malvaceae.
AAAUAUUUUGUGGAAGGGCAUUUUGAACUUCUUGCAAGAGAUUAGCCAAGCCAUUUUAAAUAUAUAUAUUAGCCAAACGGCCGAGAAAGGUAUACCAAUUUUUAAAACACUAUUAUUUGAAGAGGAAGAUGGUCUACCGGCAAAUAGAAUGACGACCUAUGGCGUCAAGUCCUCUCCUUACAAGAAUAUCCCACCCUUUUUCCUCUCUUUAUCCCACAAAGAUCACACCGUUUUACUUGGCAACCGAACAGUCAUUUAAGUUUCCCUCCACCCCAUUCAAUUUUGUCAAACACUUGUCUUCAAAUGAUAAUCCCACCAUCUUUCACAACUUCAAUUUCGAUUCCUUUUAUGCCAAUUUAAUCGACAAUUCAUCCCACAAAAUAAACAUAACACAAGUUCAUGCCAAGUUACUCCUCCUUGGUAUACAACAAAACGGGUUUUUAGUCUCGAAAUUAGUAAAUGCAGCUGUAAACCUUGGGGAAAUCAGCUAUGCACGUAAAGUGUUCGAUAAAUUUCCCGACCCUGAUGUGUUUUUAUGGAAUGCUAUCAUUAGAGGUUACUCUAAGUAUAAUUUAUUUGCUAGUGCUGUUGAAAUGUACUCCAGAAUGCAAGUUUUAUGGGUUAGUCCUGAUGGUUAUACACUCCCUCAUGUUCUUAAAGCUUGUGGUGGAAUACCAAGUUUCAGAAUGGGGCAACAAGUUCAUGGGCAGAUAUUUAGGCUUGGGUUUGAAAAGGACGUAUUUGUGCAAAAUGGGGUUGUUGCAUUUUACGCAAAAUGUGGAAAAAUUGCGAGUGCCAAGGUUGUUUUUGAUAGGUUAGAGAUCAGGAAUGUCGUUUCCUGGACUUCAAUGAUUUCGGGGUAUGCUCAGAAUGGACAGCCUAUAGAGGCUUUGAGAUUUUUUGAUGAAAUGCGGUCAACGGGUGUAAUGCCAGAUUGGAUUGCUCUUGUUAGCGUUAUUAGGGCGCAUACGGAUGUAGAGGAUUUGGAACAUGGGAAAUCGAUUCAUAGUUGUGUGAUUAAGAUGGGUCUUGAAUUGGAGCCUGACUUGCUCAUUGCAUUGACUGCUAUGUAUGCAAAAUGUGGGCAAGUAAUGGUUGCAAGAUCCUUCUUUAAUCUAGUGAAGGUUCCCAAUUUAAUUUUGUGGAAUGCCAUGAUCUCUGGUUAUGCAAAGAAUGGUUACGCUGAGGAAGCUGUCAAACUUUUUCGUGAUAUGAUUUCCCAUAAUAUCAAAACUGAUUCAAUAACAGCCAGGUCUGCCGUUUUAGCUUGUGCACAAGUUGGUUCUUUUGAUUUAGCUAGAUGGAUGGACAAUUAUAUCAGUAAAAGUGAGCACAAAGAUGAUGUUUUUGUCAACUCUGCUCUCAUUGAUAUGUUUGCAAAAUGUGGAAAUGUUGAUAUGUCCCGUAUGGUCUUCAAUAGAACACUUGAUAAAGAUGUUGUCGUGUGGAGCUCCAUGAUUGUGGGAUACGGAUUGCAUGGUAGGGGGCGAGAAGCCUUAGACCUUUAUCAGUUGAUGAAGCAAUCUGGUGUCUCCCCUAAUGCUGUCACUUUUCUUGGACUUCUCACAGCUUGCAACCAUUCAGGUCUUGUGGAGGAUGGAUGGCAACUUUUCCACUGCAUGAAAGACUAUGGAAUCGAGCCCCGUCACCAGCAUUAUUCAUGUCUGGUUGAUCUUCUCGGACGUUCUGGUUAUCUAGAUCAAGCUUAUGAUUUUAUUAUGAACAUGCCAAUAGAACCAGGUGUAUCGGUAUGGGGAGCUCUUCUAAGUGCUUGCAAGAUUCAUCGCCAUGUCACACUCGGAGAAUAUGCUGCAGAAUGGCUUUUCUCACUAGAAUCUUAUAAUACAGGGCAUUACGUGCAGCUCUCCAAUCUCUACGCAUCUGCCAGAAUGUGGGAUCGUGUCGCCAAGAUACGAGUUUUGAUGAGGGAGAAGGGACUGAGCAAGGACCUUGGAUAUAGCUUAAUUGAGAUCAACGGGAAACUUGAAGCAUUCCGUGUAGGAGACAAGUCGCACCCGCGAUCGAAGGAGAUUUUUGAGGAACUUGAGUCAUUAGAAAGGAGGUUGAAGCAAGCUGGAUUUGUUCCAGAUAGGAAUUCUUCCUUGCAUGAUUUGAACGAGGAAGAGAUGGAGGAAACCCUAUGCAAUCACAGUGAAAGGCUAGCAAUUGCCUUUGGGCUAAUAAGUACUGCACAAGGAACUACACUUAGGAUUACAAAGAAUCUGCGGGCAUGUAUUAAUUGUCAUUCAGCCACCAAGCUUAUCUCAAAGCUUGUUAACAGAGAAAUAAUUGUGAGGGAUGCAAACCGUUUUCAUCAUUUUAAGGAUGGAGUUUGUUCUUGUGGAGAUUAUUGGUAGAAAUCCAAGCUGUUCACUGUUAGCAACACCAUUCUGGUCUCUCUCUUCGCCAAGUAUUUCUAGAUUGGUGCGAUUUGAGGUGAAUUAGGUCGGGGUGGUGGGGGGGGAGGUUUACCAAUUCAUGUCAUAAUUUUACUCCCAACAUUCAACCAAAGCUUACAGAUAUACCGAAGAAGUAUCACCAACACUUAGAUUAUGGAAAGUAAAAGGAUGAAAAUUCAAAUUUAUAUAUGAUUAAUAUAAGAUCAAUGUUUGUA